This is a messenger RNA of Lytechinus variegatus (green sea urchin), 4917 nucleotides long. Its product is annotated as TBC domain-containing protein kinase-like protein. Gene Ontology annotation, biological process: activation of GTPase activity; protein phosphorylation. Bases 150 to 2867 code for a protein of 905 amino acids. The record is from RefSeq and is a predicted model, not a curated record. The transcript is spliced from 21 exons. Gene Ontology annotation, molecular function: GTPase activator activity; protein kinase activity; ATP binding. Lineage: Eukaryota; Metazoa; Echinodermata; Echinoidea; Temnopleuroida; Toxopneustidae.
CUGAUCGAGCCAGCCUGGCGUUAACCUAGUGCUUCAAAUGUCCAACAGAAAAAACGCUCAUAAGCAAGCAUAAAAUCGAAGAUCUUAGCUAUUCUGACACUGAUGAACUGAGAAAAAUUGUGACUAGUGAUCUUGACUGAGUGUUUGCCAUGCAGCCAAUCGGGGAUGCAGAGAUCGGAGUGUCAACAUUCUAUGCCUCUAGGUAUGCUAAUGACCAGUGUGGAGCGGAUGGCCUCCCGCUCACUCCUAGUUCCAUCAAGAUUCUUGGGCGGUUCCAAGCCCUGAAGGUCCUUCACCACCCAAGACUUUGUCAGUACCUGGAUGCUGUCAGGGGUAAACAUGAACGCUUGAUUAUUGUUGCUGAACAUUACAGCAAUAACCUAGGACUUGAAGCCAAGAAAGAAACUUUCAAGGAUCCAGGUCAAAUUCUUUCUGUUAUUCACGAGACGCUAGAAGGGCUGAGUUUUAUGCACAGUCACGGCCUAGUUCACCGAGGUCUCAGUCCAUCCAACAUAUUACUAAACCCACAGGGCCGGGUGAAGCUGGCAAAGUAUGGACUCUAUAACAUCACCAACUGUGGAGCUGAUGUACCCUUUCCCAUUGGCCAACCAAGAUACAUGGCACCAGAAGUGCUCGCCCCAGGCCCCAUCGUACCUACCAACGGAGACACGCCCACCACGCCCCUCCCAUCCAAGACCAACAUCUCCUCCGGUCCCAAGGGGGAUGUGUGGUCACUAGGAAUGGUCAUCCUAGAACUGUGCUUGGGUCAGACUCUCUGGCCAGUGGCCACCCUCCCACAGAUAUUGGCCAAGGUGAUGCUGCUGGGGAAACAUGGGGAACAGAAACACCCUCUGGACACCAUACUCGAUGAGCAUGGGGGGCGGCAGAUGCUUGAGAUGUAUCCAUCUGGUCUGCAGUCAUUUUUGAGAGCAUGCCUGUCAGCGUCUCCUCUAGAAAGACCCAGUACCGCCAAGCUGCUCGAGAGCGAUAUGCUGGUUGGUAUGAAGCCUUCUGAGCUUCUUCCGCCCAGCAGUCUGACCAUGUUCAGAUACCAGGGAUUGAGAUGCAAAGACCUUCAACUGGACACUGACCAGGAUGAUAGCCAGGAAGAGGAUGAGGACCACAUGGCCGAGAGACCAAUGAAAGAGGUUUACUAUCUGUGGACGCUAGCAGGAGGAGACUUGGAAGGAGAACUUAAGAAGAAAGGCUUGCUCAGAAGUCAGCCUCCGCUAUGCGCCCUCGCCAAUAUUGUAACGGAUGAUGGCGAUAUGCACGGCAAGGAGAGAGAUACAAGCUCUCUGAAUGAUGACACGGUAGUCAUAUUAUCCUUGGAGCAGCUGAAGAAAAGGCUAGAAAACAUAGAGGAAGAGGCCUACUAUCCUCUUCUUGGAGAGAAUCCAAAUGAAGGUCUGCCGACAUCUCAAAGCAGUUCUGAUCUCUCCCAAGUAGCUAGUCUUCCACUCGUGAUCAGAGAAAGAGAUAUAGAAUACCAGUUCCACCGUGUGGUGUUGUUUGACCGUCUGUUGAAGGGUUAUCCGUUCACGAUAGGGAGGAUAUGGAAGGAAGCAAGGACUGAUAUUCCUACCAUGUAUAGAGAUGAAACAUGGGCAGCUUUACUGGGGGUUGAGGGCGAUAUUCAAGCAAACUAUGAUGCCAUAGACAAGGAGACCCCUACAGCAAUGGAUAGGCAGAUAGAGGUAGAUAUACCAAGAUGUCAUCAGUACAAUGAGCUACUCUCAUCAGACGUGGCACAUAAUAAAUUCAAAAGGAUACUCAAGGCUUGGGUUGUUUCUCAUCCAGAACUCACAUAUUGGCAAGGAUUGGAUUCGCUCUGUGCUCCUUUCCUCUACCUCAAUUUCAACAAUGAAGCAUUAGCCUAUGCUUGCCUGAAGGCCUUCAUCCCCAAAUAUCUCUACAAGUUCUUUAUGAAAGACAAUUCUCCAGUAAUCCAAGAAUACCUUGCAGUGUUUUCCCACAUGAUUGCAUUCCAUGAUCCUGAGCUGAGUAAUCACCUGCAAAGUAUAGGUUUCAUCCCUGAACUCUUUGCAAUCCCUUGGUUUCUGACCAUGUUCUCACAUGUGUUUCCCCUUCAUAAGAUCUUCCAUCUAUGGGACACCCUCCUGUUGGGCACAUCGUCUUUCCCUCUGUGUAUAGGAGUAGCAAUUUUACAGCAGCUCAGAGCAAGCUUACUCAUUGCUGGUUUCAAUGAGUGCAUCCUUCUCUUCUCAGACAUGCCUGAGAUUGACAUAGAGAAAUGUGUGAGGGAUUCCAUCCGCAUCUUUUGCAACACUCCCAAGAGUGCCACCUAUAGGAAGUAUGCACACCCGCCCAAGAAGGUAGAUCGGAUAACGGCAACGUCUCAGAUCAAACCUGUCUCGUACUACAGCACAGACUACCACGAUCAGCCUAGAUCGGAACUGUCAAGAGAAGCCCUUUCGCAGAAAGACCUGAAAGAAGAAGUGGCUCCUCGAAUCUCUGCUGAAGAUCUUCUUGAACUCUGUGACCUUCGUGGCUCCAACUCUUCUCAUAGUCCAACCAAGAAGAAUAAGAACAGCAAGCCAAUCAUCCUCAUCGUUGACAUCCGGUCUAGUGACGACUUCUCAAGAGGACAUAUACCAGCCAGUGUGAACAUUCCAUUCAACUCGGCUUUCUCACCCGAAGGGGACUUGAUCCCCUGUCCUGCAGUGACGCAGCUGUAUAACCACAGGGGCAGGGUGGUGACGGUGGUAGGACACAAGGGAAAGAAUGCACCCAAUUUUGCAAGAGAGCUGGUCAAGCUUGGCUUCAGCAAGGUAUGUGUGAUGCAUGGUGGGAUCGAUUGCCUCCGCUCGACUGGACUCCUCACCGUCUCUUCACCCGACCUUUGACCCGAUCCUGUCUCCGUAGUGCGAGCAACUUCACGGCCUGUGACGGUAAAGCAAUAGUGAGAGAAAUUUGUCGUAGUAUCCAAAAUAUUCAUCAACAAUGACCUCUUUACAUUUGUAUUGUGUAUAUGAAAUAAAUUCUGAUAUAUACGUAUUGGGUUAAAUUCUGAUAGCCAUGGUUUAUUAAAACUUGGGUUAACUUACACCACAGUUUUAUGGAGUGCCACUUCUUGUCAACUUAUUCACCAAUUAACAAUUAUUCCUAUCCUACUGCAAAAAUGUUAUUAAUCAAAAAAAUGUUAAGUCCCGAAAUAUUACAAAUAUCAAAAUGCAGUACUCUAAUUAAUUCUAAUUGAUGUGUAUAUUUUAAUUGCCAUGAAUAUGGAAGCCAUGGAAUACUAUGAAGCCAGCAUUCUAGUUAGACUGGGAUUAAACCUAGGUAUAAUUACCAGUAUACCACCCAUUAUGUAUUAGACACACCAUCGUUAUUUGCAUCAGUGUAGAGAAAUUACACAUCUCAUCAAAAUUAUUCUACUGCAUUGAAAAACCAUUACUGUGAAAAUAGAUUUUUUUUCUUUACAGAUUUAAAAUGAUACUCCAGGCUGAAAAUGAAAGUGUGUAAUAAAUGAAAUUCAACGAGCAAAAUGCUGAAAAUUUCAUCAAAAUCUGUUCGUUGAGUUAUUGAAUAUUUAAGUUUUGCAUUAUUUUGCUUCCGCUCAUUAGUACGCAAUAGAUGGGCUGAUGAUGUCAUGUCUCCAUUUUCUCUUAAUUACUUGUUUCAUUUAUGAAAUCUAAAUUAUUUCAUAUGUUUAUACAUUAUGUGCAUUAACAUUCCUCUCUUGUAGCGAAACAGGUUUCAGCAGUGAUUAUCUUGCACAAUAUUUUCAUUCUUGGAGGAUGAAAUUCAAUAAACAUAAUUCCAUUUAGUUAAGUACUAAAGAAUAUUAAGUGGAGAGAUGACAUCAUCAGCUUGCUCAUUGCAUAUUCAUCUGGACACACACAGAACACUUUCAAGAAAUAACACAAAACUUUGAAUUGCCAUAACUUUGCAUUUCCUCAUCCAAUUUUUAUGAAAUUGUCAAAUGUUUUGUCCAUUAAUUUUUUGUUGUUGAUAUUUUUCAAACCACAUGAUUUUCAGCCGGGGUACCCUUUUAAACAAUUAAAAUGGUUUAAAGAUAGAAGCUAUGCAUUGAUUAUCAGCAAGGAAUAUCAAUGACUUUAUUGACACCAAGUGGUGUCUUGGAUGUACAUGUACAACAGUACAUGUAGAUAUAUUUUUAUAGUCCCUCUUUAGUGUAUGUAUUGAUCUGCACCUGGCGCAUCUCCGACAACUCAGUUUACACGUGUUCCUAUAUCCUCUGAGGGAGGGUGCCAUGAGAUUAUGUCAUGCGUAAGGUUUUUACUGUAUUCCGAUCAAUAUCCAACAAAAUUCCAUACCACUAUUUUCAUAGAUGUAAGCAAGAAAAUCUAUUUUUUCGUCUUUUUUUUGUCUCACUAGUAAAUUGAUGGAGAGUUCAGCGAUAAUUGUCAAUAAUGUUUACCUUAUGAACACAAAAAUUUGUAUUGUCAAUUAGUCCACUUUUUCCUUGUAUCUUGCCAAUUACGUCAUGUUUGUUCAUCUUUUUUUCUUUUUUUUUUCUUAGAUGUAACUUCGCGAUUAGCUGACAUAUAAUUCUCACUAAUCCUCUUUUCUUUUACCUGUGGGUGUUUAUUUUAUUGCUAUAUAAUGUCAGUAGUUGGAUUUUCUUCACUUGUUUUUAAAAUGUAAGAAAUCAGCAUAAGUGCAUGUGGGAUCGGAUAAGAAUGAUUAUUGCUUGGAAAAAUCAACUCUCAGGAAUGAUAUAACUCUCAACAAAUACUACUGAAUUGUCAUUUAAUAGAGCAUAUUCCAAUUCAGUAUUAUAGCGCUAUAGCAAUUAGGUCUUUUCUACCUGAAUAAUUUAGCUUAAUUUAUAUUCAAACAAUCAAACACUUGGUUGGUCAUUUCAUCAAGUUGUGUUUGAACAUAUUUUGAGACGGUAACCACAACUAACAUCGUAAUUAAACCCAACAU